Molecule: messenger RNA, 1761 nt
Organism: Guillardia theta CCMP2712
Lineage: Eukaryota; Cryptophyceae; Pyrenomonadales; Geminigeraceae
Exons: 7
Coding region: 1-1761 (586 amino acids)
Source: RefSeq, a predicted model, not a curated record
AUGAUCCCUUUGCUAUCAUUGCAACAACUUUCCCAGAAGAGGAACGAUGGCACAACCUUGGCGAUGAAUAGUUUGCUGCCCCUUACUUAUGCUGGUGGAGGAUUUGUUUGCUUGACACCAGACUCUAUACCUGUCCAAUUAGUACCUAUCUCGAUCUUGGCGCAACCAAACUUGUCUUCAAAGACGGAUGAUCGUUUCCCCUCAGUAGCUGAGCAAAUGUGGAUGAGUCAAGUCCCUAUGGUUCUGAUGGAUGCAGGAGGCAAUUUGCUGAUGGAGCCUGACAAGCAGAUGCAGAGUUUCGCUUCAGAGGUGUCUUUGGUCAAUCGCGUUGAAGGUUCUUCCCCAAAGUCGCAGAGCGUCGGUCAAGACAUGAACGCGAUUGAGAUCCCUGAUCUGAAAGAAAUUGUCAAGUCUGCGACCAAAGACCCUUCGGCAUCGAUCAUCCUGAGUCGAGAUCAAGUUACCAAACCGAUCAUUGCAACCCCACAAUAUCGAAGCAGUUGCACAGCAGGAAUGGACUUGGCUAAGUAUUUGGACCAUUGCAACCAAGCCCAAAACAACAUUGAAGCUCUGCGCCUCAAGGCUGUACAGAUUUUUCACGAGAAACAAGGAAAGAAGGAAGUACAGGCCACUCCAGUUUCUUGCUGUGCAACCCCCUUGGCGCAAAACGCUCCUUCCUUUGCAAGCUUUCUCUGCAAUGGCAAUGGCAAAGCCAACACCUACGGGGGAGGGAGUUUUCAGAAGUAUGAACCCAAGAAACCAGAAAGGGUUUCGGUGGAAUGUAGCUACUGCUCAAGAUCAUUUGUUUCGAUGCAUGCUUUGGACGUGCACCUCUCAAGAAACCCGACUUGCAAGUCAAAGAGGGAUGCCACUGUCAGAGUAUCCGUUUUCUCACAGAUUGCAGCUGCUGAAAAGUCAAAUGGAUUAAACCAUGAAGCGCAUUUGAUUUGCAAGCUAGAAGAUCAAAAUCAUGAAUCAAGGCAAACCUCUACAUGUGAUGAUGCAAGGAAUAACCUUCCAAAGUUGGCUGCGAUGACCGAUGCCAACGACUCUACAGUACAGAAGUUACCCGGGACGAAAUCAAUUCUGCAAACGCUCGCGCAUUUCGCAGAAUCUCUUGCACCGAUGGGGAUGGGAAAACUGAGCGAGCAGCAUCCAUCGAUGUUGCCGAUGAAACGCAAAGCAUGCGACAGCGAUAUCGUAGGGCAAGCUAGUGUCUCUAUGGUAGCGCACGCCUCCUACAUUGAUAGUGAGGCACAGCCUGGGGUGGACGAUAUUUCGGCAGAGAUGGCAGAAGAAACUCCGUCGGCCGUCUUGAAGAAGAAACGAACUCGCCUGCCUCCCAUGGCUUCUAUGACACGAUUUGAAGAAGUUGUGUUGGAUUUUCCAUUUGACGUUCGUGCGGCUCUAGCGAGGAUCCAGAGCCCUGCAGCCUUCUUCUCAACAUGCAGUCUGGAUAUUUUCAAGAGACACAUGAAAUUCGGCAAACUGGGGGGUACUGUCAUCAAAAAUUACUUCACACUGCCGAGUGAAUCGUUCGAGCCCAUGAUGCACAACCCUCUCAAGAUUCCUGAAUUUGAAGAGUUUGGAGUACAGAUUGGGAGCACGGACUUCCAAGAACUCAAGGUUUUCAAUAGAAUGCUCUUGUGCAAGAAGAGGUUCUUGGACAUUAAUCGUAGGGCCGUGAGCAAGCGUUCCAAGAUGAAGAAAUCGCUCGACAGAAUUCAGAUGAAUCAAGCUCCUGUCGAGGAUGGCAACUGA